AUGAUCAGUUCAUACCCUACAACCGCCGGCACCACCACUAUCACCACCGUUGACUGCCAUAAACAAGUCCGAUCGUGGAGGCUCCUCCGCUCUCUAGUGGAGCUACUCAUCCCCACUUGCAACUGCACUUUCAUUGAUAACGACGAAGAAAACUACAAGAAUAUUCCCUCCAACUUCAAAUACAAUCACCGUCAUCAGUCAUCACUAUCAUCAAUAUCCUCCGUUAUGACAGGGACAAUCUUUGGCUAUCGCCGAGGAAAAGUCAGCUUUUGUAUACAAACAAACCCUAAAUCAACCACCCCGAUUAUCCUCCUUGAACUUGCUGUCUCCACUUCUACUCUCGCCAGGGAAAUGCAAGGAGGUAUUGUGAGAAUUGCUUUGGAGAGUGGUAAUUAUGGUGGAAAUCAAUCCAUUUUGAGAAUGUAUUGUAAUGGGAAAAAAGUAGGAUUUGCUGUGAAAAGAAAACCUACAAAAAGUGAUUUACAAGUAUUGGGACAAAUAGAAUUAGUAAAUAUUGGAGCAGGGAUUAUUCAUGGGAAAAAGAAUACUAAUUGUGAUGAUGAUAUUAUGUAUCUUAGAGGAAAAUUUGAGAGGGUCCAUGGAUCUUAUGAUAACUCAGAAUCAUUUCAUUUGAUUGACCCUGAAGGAAGUAUGGGCCAAGAAUUAAGUAUUUUCCUUCUAUCCUCUCGUUGCUGA
Messenger RNA from Solanum stenotomum, 696 nucleotides. Its product is annotated as protein MIZU-KUSSEI 1-like. Bases 1 to 696 code for a protein of 231 amino acids. The transcript has 2 exons. NCBI's taxonomy places the organism in Eukaryota, Viridiplantae, Streptophyta, Magnoliopsida, Solanales, Solanaceae. The record is from RefSeq and is a predicted model, not a curated record. Gene Ontology annotation, biological process: hydrotropism.